Messenger RNA from Passer domesticus (house sparrow), 1483 nucleotides. RefSeq names its product troponin T2, cardiac type (gene TNNT2). Bases 444 to 1346 code for a protein of 300 amino acids. The record is from RefSeq and is a predicted model, not a curated record. Gene Ontology annotation, biological process: sarcomere organization; regulation of muscle contraction; cardiac muscle contraction. Lineage: Eukaryota; Metazoa; Chordata; Aves; Passeriformes; Passeridae. Gene Ontology annotation, cellular component: troponin complex. The transcript is spliced from 16 exons. Gene Ontology annotation, molecular function: troponin I binding; tropomyosin binding; troponin C binding.
GGUGCAGGGCUGUAAAUCUGAGAGAAGGGGUCAUCCCUGGGCUAAGAAUAGUUGGGAAGCAAAACAAGCUGAACACUGCAGUGGGGUGAUUUUCGUGUCCCCUGAGCAAACACAGCCCCUGAGAGGGCUGGGCCUGGGGGCUGAGUGCCCUGGACAUGGCUCCUGACAGAGUUAUCAGUGUCACAGGAGGUUUUGUCCAAUCUCCUGCCUCCUGUUUGGGGCAAGCUGUGAUUCUGGGACAGGAGGGGGGCGGGCAUCUUAUCUCUGCUGAGAUAACGCUGUCACAGCCUGACUGGGGACAGCUGGAAGCUCCAAGUGCUUUGGAGAGAGGCAGCAUCUCUGUGCCCCUGUCCCGGUGCUGAGGGACAGGCUGUGCUAGCCCUUAUCUCACUUCUAACCCUCACUUUUUCCAAUCUGCCUCAAACUCUGCCAGAGAACCAGGGAUGUCAGACACAGAGGAGGUCACCGAGGAGUAUGAGCAGGAGCAGGAAGAGGAGUGCGUGGAGGAAGAAGAGGAAGAAUGGAUAGAGGAAGACGAUGGGCAGGAGGAGCAGGUAGAGGAGGCGGAGGAGGAGACCACAGAAGCCAAGGCAGAAGAACAAGAAGAUGAAACGAAAGCAGCAGGAGAAGGUGGAGAGGGAGACCGGGAGCAGGAGCCUGGGGAAGGCGAAUCGAAGCCAAAACCCAAGGUCUUCAUGCCCAACCUGGUGCCUCCCAAGAUCCCAGAUGGCGAGAGACUGGAUUUUGAUGACAUUCACCGCAAGCGCAUGGAGAAGGACCUGAACGAGCUGCAGGCCCUCAUUGAAGCCCACUUUGAGAGCAGGAAGAAGGAGGAAGAGGAGCUCCUGUCCCUCAAGGACAGGAUUGAGCAGCGGCGAGCGGAGCGGGCGGAGCAGCAGCGGAUCCGCAGCGAGCGGGAGAAGGAGCGCCAGGCCCGCAUGGCCGAGGAGAGAGCUCGCAAGGAGGAAGAGGAGGCGCGGAAGAGGGCGGAGGAGGAGGCGCGGAAGAAGAAAGCGUUCUCCAACAUGCUGCACUUUGGGGGAUACAUGCAGAAGUCAGAGAAAAAGGGUGGGAAGAAGCAAACAGAGCGGGAAAAGAAGAAGAAGAUCCUCAGUGAGCGACGGAAGCCCCUGAACAUUGACCACCUCAGCGAGGACAAGCUGAGGGACAAGGCUAAGGAGCUGUGGCAGAACAUCCAUGACCUGGAGGCUGAGAAAUUUGAUCUGCAGGAGAAGUUCAAGCGGCAGAAAUACGAGAUCAAUGUUCUUCGAAACCGCAUCAGUGACCACCAGAAAGUAUCCAAGGGUGCCCGUGGGAAGACCAUGGUGGGCAGCCGAUGGAAGUAGAGCUCAGGGAGAGAGGAGGCUGAGCCUCAGGAGCUGCAGCAGCUGCACAGAGUCCUGGCUGCAGGAAUGGGGGUUCUGGGGGGCAGAGGCCUCAUGAGUGUCCCAUCUCCACCCCCCAGUGUUGUUGUGUCUGUAAA